CCAGGCCACCUCCACGGUGGUCUCGGUGUCCAGACCCUUGUAGACUGUCUUGAAGGAUCCUCGGCCAAUCUCGAUGUUGAACUUGAGGAAGCGUCCGUCCGGAGAAGACGCCACCGCCUUGGUCUCCGCCUCGUCGUGCUCCUCCUCUUCCUUCUGUUGCCACGGUAACGCCUCCCUGUUGGACGACAACAACGCCACCUCCAUAUCCCCCCCCUCCUCGGAGCUGCUGUCCGACUGGACGUCCGGGGACUGGUCCGCCUGGAUGGAGUCGGGAAGAGGACGGGCGAGCGUCUCAGGCUUCAUGGUGUCUUCAUGUGGGUCUGGACCAGCAGAUGUUCCUGCCGUCCCUCCUCUGACAUGCUCUAUCAGCCGGGGGCAGAUGGUAGGAGGGGUUAGGGCAAGCCCCGCCCACAGACACCUGGAAGACAACAGCUCCAGAAUGUGUGAACAUUUCCAUGGAAACGUCCUAAUUACCAGUGUUUUACGUACCGGUACGUUGGUUGAGUACCACUUUUACGGCAAGUUCAUAAAGUCAAGACUUUCACUUUCCACCGCUGCGCAGAGCGGGAAGCGGAAGUCGAUUACUCACGUCUCGAUGAAUGUUUUCCGGGAUCUGCUCGUACUGCCUGCGUCGUCCCACAAUCCUUUGCGCCGCGUAAUAGUUGCCAGUCAUUGUAGAGAACGCUAGAGCGGACGCUAGCCCGUCAGAAGCUGCCUUUGUUGUGUGAACUGCUUCUUUUCCACAAGCACACCAUGAAGGAGACGGCGGCCAAGCGGCGGGACCGAGCGGGAGGCCGAGACCGGGACUCCAAGGCCGACAAGCCGAAGGAGGUCGGCGCCGAGCCGCAGGACGUGGAGAUGCCGGAGGCGGAGGCUGCUAGCUCGGCUAAGCAGCCCAAAGAGACGGACAGUCUGACUUUGGACGACAUCAAGGAGCACGUCAAGCAGAUCGAGAAGGCCGUGUCGGGGAAGGAGCCUCGCUUCGUCCUGCGGGCGCUUCGGGCGCUGCCGUCGACGAGUCGGCGCCUCAACACGCUGGUGCUGCACAAAGCCAUCAGCGGCUUCUUCACCAACAACGCCGCCACCAGAGACUUCCUGCUGGCCUUCCUGGACGAGCCCAUGGACAUGGUGGACGGAGACGUGCCCUUUCGUCCCAGGACGGGGAAGGCGGCGUCCAGUCCGCUGCUGCCAGAGGUGGAAGCGUACCUGCAGCUGCUGCUGGUGGUCCACCUGACCAACAACAAGAGGUUCACUGAGGCUCAGAAGGUGUCUGAUGACCUGCUGUGCAAGAUUGCCUCCAAGAACCGCAGGGCUCUGGACCUGGUGGCCGCCAAGUGCUACUACUACCAUGCCAGGGUCUAUGAGUUCCUGGGCCAGUUUGACACCAUCCGCAGCUUCCUGCACACUCGCCUACGCACGGCGACCCUGCGCCACGACGCCGACGGCCAGGCGGUUCUUCUGAACCUUCUGCUGAGGAACUACCUGCACUUCAACCUGUACGACCAGGCCGAGAAGCUCGUCUCCAAGUCCGUCUUCCCCGAACUCGCCAACAACAACGAGUGGGCCCGAUACCUCUACUACACAGGUCGCAUUAAAGCCAUCCAGCUGGAGUACUCGGAGGCUCGCAGGACUCUAACCAACGCACUGAGGAAAGCGCCUCAACACACUGCUGUGGGCUUCAAACAGACGGUCCACAAGCUGCUGAUCGUGGUGGAGUUGUUGCUAGGAGAGAUUCCUGACAGGCUUCAGUUCAGACAGCCGUCACUCAAGAGGUCUCUGAUGCCCUACUUCCUGCUGACUCAGGCGGUGAGGACGGGGAACCUGUCCAAGUUCAACCAGGUGCUGGAGCAGUUUGGGGAGAAGUUCCAGGCUGACGGCACGUACACGCUCAUCAUCCGCCUGAGACACAACGUCAUCAAGACUGGUGUGCGCAUGAUCAGCCUGUCCUACUCUCGCAUCUCGCUGGCCGACAUCGCUCUCAAGCUGCAGCUGGACAGCCCGGAAGACGCCGAGUUCAUCGUAGCCAAGGCCAUCAGAGACGGCGUCAUCGAGGCGAGCAUCAACCACGAGAAAGGCUUUGUCCAAUCCAAGGAGACCAUGGACAUCUACGGCACCCGAGAACCUCAGCUGGCGUUCCACCAGAGGAUCUCCUUCUGCUUGGACAUCCACAACAUGUCUGUCAAGGCGAUGAGGUUCCCACCAAAGGCCUACAACAAAGACCUGGAAUCAGCAGAGGAGCGUCGGGAACGUGAACAGCAGGAUCUGGAGUUCGCCAAAGAAAUGGCAGAAGAUGACGACGACAGCUUCCCCUGAGCCCCUCUGCCGACUUCCUGUCCAGACAGGAAGCGGGUGUAUUUGUUGGCUGCAAUGGUCCUGUCCUCUUCUUGAUUUUUUUUUUUGUUUUUGCUGUGGAGUAUGAACCAAUAAAAGAUGGCGACUUUGUUCACA
Messenger RNA from Doryrhamphus excisus (bluestripe pipefish), 2448 nucleotides. It is a transcript of the gene psmd3, whose product is annotated as proteasome 26S subunit, non-ATPase 3. Lineage: Eukaryota; Metazoa; Chordata; Actinopteri; Syngnathiformes; Syngnathidae. Gene Ontology annotation, cellular component: proteasome complex; proteasome regulatory particle, lid subcomplex. Gene Ontology annotation, molecular function: enzyme regulator activity; protein binding. The record is from RefSeq and is a predicted model, not a curated record. Gene Ontology annotation, biological process: ubiquitin-dependent protein catabolic process; regulation of protein catabolic process.